Molecule: messenger RNA, 6300 nt
Organism: Ostrea edulis (European flat oyster)
Lineage: Eukaryota; Metazoa; Mollusca; Bivalvia; Ostreida; Ostreidae
Product: beta-1,3-galactosyltransferase 5-like
Exons: 5
Coding region: 893-1945 (350 amino acids)
Cellular component (GO): membrane
Molecular function (GO): hexosyltransferase activity
Source: RefSeq, a predicted model, not a curated record
UUUCUCGUGUACACGAUCACAGUACGAAAUUUAUUUUUGAGUAAGUGGGGUAUUACGUUGCGACUCCCUUCCACAGUAACUACUGAAAUGAAAUAUGCAGCAAGAAAAUAUAUCUUCGGGAUUUACCAAUGAAUUUUAUCACAAAGGAAUGUCAUUGUCACCCCCUCCCACCCUAUCAAGUAACCCGUGACACAUCUUUACCUGCUUUGGUCGUCAUGGAAAGUCUCACCUGAUCUAGAUAAUAGAAACAGCUUAUCCAUUAUAUCGUUUUUGUUUUGUUUCGUUUUUAAAUUGCUCAAUGUAUUUAAGAUGUAAGACUGGGCUUCGUGUCUCGUUCUUGUUCCGUAUCAUCCUCACCUUGUGCCCUUUAAGUAAAUAGUAAAGGUUAUUAAGUAUUUCGAUCCACCCGUGUGACGUUUAACUAGUGUGUCCGAUAAAUGUUUAACUUGAACAAAUCUGCAGUGUAGUGUCCCGAUAGUGAUCUCCUGCGCUGUUUAUGAAGGCCGUUCUGAAGAACAGGUACCCUUACAUAUACAUGUACAUGGGUUGAGUUAAUGAACUUGAAUCGAAAUACUGAUGAGGAAAUGAAUUUCAGUACUUUAUUCAAUCUUCCUCUAGUCUAUAGCUUGAUAGACCUGUGGGUUCACUCGGGAGACUUUGAUCGGGGUUGUCCUUGGUAAAUAUGAUAAGGGAUGGCGUGACCUCCAACACUACAUAUAUAGAUAGCAGCCUAUUGGAUGAAGACGACGUAUCCGCCCCCUAGAAAACAUUGAUUAGCAAGCUAAAAACAAUCAACAUUUAAUUUGCAGUUUGUAACACGGGACCAAUAGGUUGCAGCCCUUAAACCGCGGAAAAUGCCACAUUGCCGUACCAAACAUUUAUAACCUACAAGAUGUUUUCAUCUCUUUAUUCCUACCUGAGAAGACUUAAAGCUAGACAUUGCCGGAUUCAUGAAGUGAAUUACGUAACGUUAUUGAAAUUGACAGCCCUGUUUGUAAUGGUGUCACUAUUCCUUAUACAAAAAUCUAUGAAUUCACAACAGCAGGAAAAUGUGUUCACGUGGUCAAACAACGACAUAAAAAAGGCACUAGACAAAAACAAGUUCGCGGAAUCUCCGCUAAAACCGUGUGAGGAGGACGGAAAAUCAGUGGUGAUGUUGAUUAUGGUGAACAGUGGAGUUACUAAUUUCAAACAUCGGACUACAAUCCGCGAGUCAUGGGGGUCUGUCUCUAAAACAGACAAGGGUAUUAGAUUGAUAUUUGUGAUUGGUAAAUCUGAAGAUCCCGCCGUCCAGGAGAGGGUCAAUUUAGAAAAAGUCGUCUCCAACGACAUCUUGGAAACGGAUGUAGUUGAGGCUUAUGACAAAUUAACGUACAAAUCCAUAGCAAUAUUAGAGUGGGCACACACACACUGUAGUCAAACCAAAUACCUUAUCAAAGUGGACGAUGAUAUAUUCUUUAAUAUCCGUAGGCUCCUGGCAGAACUGGAGGAGAAGAAUCCACGGAAUUCUAUUAUUGGAUGUGAGGAAAGUAGGAACGCCCCUGUGAGGUUUUUCUUGUUUAAAUGGCACGUGACUAGGGAACAAUACAGCGCAGAUACCUACCCUGUGUAUAUAACGGGUCCCGCCUACCUAAUCACAGGAGACAUUAUAUCAAAGUUAUACCACGCAACAUCCCAAGUUCCUUACUUUUUCGUCGAAGACAUUUUCGUAACAGGACUAUGUAGAGAGAAAAUCGGAGCCAAAGUGGUCGGACAUAAAGAGUUUUCCUGUAGCUACCGGGACAGGGGCCCGUGCGGUGUCAAUUUCAGGGACUAUAUUGUUGGUCACCAUUACUACACAGAAGAAAUGACCAGGAUGUGGGGUGAAAUGAACAAUAAGAAUGCCAAGUGUCGAUUUCGAGAUUAUUACUGGAUUGCAACUAUCCUCGAUUUUCUUCCGUUCUAGUCCUAUAAAUAAGAAUUGAUGUUUUUUAUAUGAAGAUUUAAUUAUGUUUAGUUAAACAGUAUAACUAAGCUUUAAUCUUGGAAAUGAAUAAAUUGCUUUUUUUUUUGGUAUGAAAAUUUUGAUAUAAAACAGUUCUUCGACAGAAUUCCUGAUAUCAAUAAUUCUACUAAUAUAAGAAAAAAUAAUUAUUGAUUUCGAAUUGAUAAUACCAACAAUUAUCUUUCGAAUUAUUGACAUCAAGAAAUAGUAUAAAACGACGCCCUGGAGUAGUUUGUAGAUUAAUGCAUUGUUUCUUCAACUUUUUUUGCAAGUUUUGUCACUAGUUCAAAUUAUGGACGUUAACUGACAUCAGUUUUGUCACUAGCUCAGAUUAUGGACGUUAACUGACAUCAGUUUUGUCACUAGCUCAGAUUAUGGACGUUAACUGACAUCAGUUUUGUCACUAGGUCAGAUUAUGGACGUUAGAUGACAUCAGUUUGAUUUCCAGGUUAAGAAGGAACCGGAAUAUAUUCUUUCUUCUUUAAAAAUUCGUCACCUUUUCUGGUUUAGAUUUGUUCGGGGGGGGGGGGGGGGGGGGCUUAAGUCGAAACUUGUACUUGGGUUUGAUAUUUUACUCAAACUUUGACUGCUCAAAUAACAGAAAACUCACUUAAGUUUGAAAUUUUUCGAGACAUCCUAGCCUGGUCACGUUUACAGAAGGUACAAUGUAUCCAGUUGUUAGAUGGGAGAUGGGAAAUCUGUAGAUCUAUCAAUCGAACAUCACAGUGGUUUAAAUUUUUUCUUACUUUACACUAGAAUAACAUUAUCUUAUUUAUUUAAUUUUCGACACCAAGACUUAGUUUAUAUAUACACUAUUAGAUCCGACACUUUGGAUGUUGAGUGUUGUUGGAAUAUAGUGAUAUAUAUAUAUAUAUAUAUAUAUAUAUAUAUAUAUAUAUAUAUAUCAGGGCCGUAAAUUAACCUUCAAUUUGGAGGAGGCAGGAAAUUAGGCGGGGGUCUGGGGGCCGCCCAGGCCCCCAGACGCUGAGCACAUUUUGUGCACACUGAACACGUUUCGUGCAAAAUCCUUGAUUCUAGAGCCUUCUAAGAUGUUACUUGACUAACUCAUUCUAAAAGAAAGAUUUGGAAUGCUUUUUAAGGGAGGUAUCAUGUUCUUAGUUAUUGGAAACAACAUAAAUUCUAAUGAACUUUAAAUUUUAAUUUUUUUUGGCUCAAAAGUUGGAGGAGGCAGCUGCCUCCUCCGCCUCCAUGUAAUUUACGGCCCUGUAUAUAUAUAUAUAUAUAUAUAUAUAUAUAUAUAUAUAUAUAUAUAUAUAUAUAUAUAUUAUAUAUAUAGAGAGAGAGAGAGAGUGUGUGUGCGUGCGUGUGUGUGUGUGUGUGUGUGCGUGCGUGUUCACACGAUUUGAAUUCCAUGGAAAUUUAUUAUAAACAUAUUUGAUCAUUUAUUAUAUGAUAGGAUAGGGCAGCAGGCCAAGCCUAUAUAAGCCUUCUCUCGGGGUAGAUGUAUAUAGUAUUUGUGCCAUUUGGAUUGAAUAGAAAUCGUUAGAAUGAUUAAAAAUUCGCAGACGUCUCACUACAAAGUGAGUUUUCGUUUUAGAAAUAAAAUAACAAAAAAAAAACCCACUCUAUAUAGGUCCGUGUCAAAUGAGGAGUGGAAAGGGGAAUAUAGAAUUUCAUUUUCAAAUUCACUUGUGGAAAAGAGAGUAUCCUUAAAUCCAAAGUUCACCCCCACCCCCCUUUCGACACUCAGAUUGAGAACCACCGAGCCCCUGCAGCUUGCUCCGGGCCCCACCAUUAAAUUUCGGUGCAUGAAGGUGGACCAAGCUCACUGACUAAUCAAGUUGUCAACAUCAAGCAGACUUUACCUAAGCCCUUCUUUCUGUUGCAAUUUGACUUUUUAAAAACAAAUACACAUCCCAUAUUCCUUUUGGAAGCAUUUGAUUUGAAAGUAAAAUACACAUGACAUCACCAAUGGAUAACGUUCUAUGUAUUAAACCAGUUUUUUUCUAUCUAUUUUUUAUCAUUAUUUGUGUCUGUAUGUGAUUUGGUUGUUUGUUUGUUUGUUGGUUUUUUUUUGGGGGGGAGGGGGGUUAAAGUCUUUGCUACUGUUUGAAGUUGAAUGAUUAUAAAUUGUUAUAUCUUCACUAUCGUCUGACAGAGAUUUGAUGAUCAGGUGUCUGACUAUCAAGUUUUGAUCCGCUGCCAUCAGAGAAUCAAUGAGGGAUCAACCAAUAGAAUUCCUUCUUAUUGAGAAUCAAUGAGAGAUCAACCAAUAGAAUUCCUUCUUAUUGAAGUUCUGGGCCCUGUGUUGUCAGAGAAUCAAUGAAGGAUCAACCAAUAGAAUUCCUUCUUAUUGAAGUUCUGGACCCUGUUAUACAAAAGACUAAAAAUGUUACGUAGUUCUAAAAACUCGCCAAUUUAAUUAAUUUUAUGAGAUUAUACUUAUAUAAAACUACAUAACUAAAUUCUUUUUAUUCACAUUUAUUUCAUAAUUUAAUCUACGUAAAGAAUAAAAUAAAUUGAAAAGGAUUUUUUUUUUUGGUAUUAGUAGUAGUAAGUUCUUUUGUAGAACAUGGCUCUUAAUAACAAGACGUUUCAUUCACGUACACCUAUUGAAAUUAAGAUAACGAAGAUGUUUACAGGCACAUGGAAUCAGGGGGGGGGGGGUGACAAUGACCUUUAUUUGUGAGUAGAUGGUGUGACUGGCGUCCCCACUAUUUUAACAGUAGUAGUGAAUGAGAAGAUUUAAGAAAAUGAAGUUUGGAAAAAACAAUUUUUAGAGGCACUCAUAGUAGAAGACUUUAACGCCCCCCCCCCCCCCCUCCCGAAUGUAGAUUUUAAAAGAGAGGCCUUUUGGGGGAAGAGUUUUUCUCCUUUUUUCUUUGGGGGAGUGGGAGUUGUCAACAUUUUUUUGAUCUACCAACUACCAAAGCUCCCACCCCCCUACACACACACAUACUUUGAAAAAUGAGGAUUGGUUUAGUUCCUCUUUGGAAAGGGCAUGACUCUUAGUUUGAAAAACACACUCCGAUAGUGUAUUAUACACAAUGAUUUUUUGUGUCGAGUUUUACUGUUCAAAAGAGCUGAGAGAAAUAUAUCAUUCUCUACCCAGAGUUCCGUGCGCUGAAGCUUGCGUAACGCGCCCUCUGGUGAGAGAAUGAGAAAUAUAUCGCAACAUAAAACAACCAAACACUGCACAAAUUCUAGUUUUUGGAGUCACACAAACGAUUUUCUAGAUCGAACUAACGAAUCUAAAACAUCGCACUAACAAUAUCCUAAAUCGUUCUAGUGAAUUUUGAAAUCUUUAUAACUAUUUAUUAUAUCAUUCUAACGAUUUAAUUCUACCAAGAAAGUCACGUGUGCCAUACUCACGCUGUUUCAUAGAAACGGAACUUGUACCACAAGAUUAUGCUUUGUAAUGAAUUUGAAUGAUUUAUUAUUAUUGAUAUUUAUAAUAAUAAGUUUCUAUUUUAGACACGAGUGGAUACGUUUACAUACAUUGCCAUAUAAAUGUUUUGCAUAAUAUUCAAAAUUGUAUAGAUUUUAUCAUUAUCUGUAGAUACUGCGCAGUGAUGCUUUGUGACCGUACAUACUGAGGUACGGAGGGCGUGUGUACGCUGUAUGUAUCGGUCGCAGUAGCUUUCGGCAUCACAACCACGUGAUCCACUGGUCCUGGCGCCACGUCAAACGUACUCUGUCUUAUGCAGUGACUGUUCCUAACGCCCUGAGAAAUGAAAGUCACAUGUCUGUCGGCUAUGACCUUAAAAUUGAAAGUACAACAAAGCACCCUUACUUAUACGGCCCUGAACGCCAUGCCCAGGUCAAAAUUCGUGACACUUCACUUUCAGCCGUUAACGUCUAAAGACUUCUCGAGGACGUAAACAAUAUACAAAUAAACAAAGACAUCCCGUGGGGAAUCUGGGUUAGAAUAGGUCCUCGUAUGGUGGAAUAAUAAUGAUAGGUGUGUAUUGAGUGUGGUGAAAUAAUAAUAAUAGGUUUGUAGUGAGUGUGGUGGAAUAAUAAUAAAUUCAUUUAUCAUAUGUUCUAGAACACGUGUUCUAUGUUAUGACUUAAAUUAAAGCCACUACCAUUGGUUACUAUUUUUAUCGUUCAACCUGUAAAACAGGUAUUCAAGCACAGCACGAUCUUCCUCAUUCGAAGGCUUUUCUUUGCCGCAUUUACACCCCCCUCUCACCCACAGUUUGCACAAAGUUACGAUAUCGUUUUAGUUAUGAAUGUAUCAUGUGCUUGUACUAAUAUGUAUUUUUGGAUUAUUACAGAUGACGUUGAAAUGAAAACUGUAAUAUAUUUGUACGUUUAAUAAAUGCGAGCAUAUAAGCGCUUCUUUUUCUUAA